AAGCAUUCUCUUAAUAAAAUUUUUGACUUAAACAAAACCCUAGGGUUUUGAGUAAUCAUCUUCCAGCUGCUGUUUCUUCUUCUUCUUCUUUUUCUUCUUUAAUUGGUGAAUUCAAACAACAUUGUCUGAAACUUUCACUCUUUUCUUGAUUUCCCAGAACUCAAUUUCGGAGGAAAGCUUUUCAUGCCAGUAAAGAAGAGACCCCAAAAUGGAUGCAAGAUUAGCAAAUACAUGGAGGUUAACUGUGAAUGAGAAGAAAUUUAUAGAGUCUGCAUUGCUUUCUGGUAUUAGAGUUGAUGGCCGGAACCCUUAUGAGUUUCGUAAACUUUCCAUCAAGUUUGGCAGAGAAGAUGGCUCUUCAGAAGUGCAGCUAGGACAUACUCAUGUAAUGGGUUUUGUGACUGGUCAACUGGUUCAACCUUAUCGGGACCGACCGAAUGAAGGGUCACUUUCAAUCUUCACUGAGUUCUCUCCAAUGGCUGAUCCCUCAUUCGAGUCAGGCCGCCCUGGAGAAUCUGCAGUUGAAUUGGGACGAAUAAUAGAUCGCGGUUUAAGGGAAAGCAGGGCAGUUGAUACUGAAUCACUCUGUGUUCUAGCUGGGAAAUUAGUAUGGGCUAUCCGUAUUGAUCUCCACAUUCUAGAUAAUGGGGGAAAUUUAGUUGAUGCUGCCAAUAUUGCUGCUUUGGCUUCUCUCUUGACAUUCCGAAGGCCUGAAUGCUCACUAGGAGGAGAGAAUGGCCAGGAAGUGAUAAUACAUCCACCUGAGGAAAGAGAACCGCUGCCCUUGAUAGUACAUCAUCUUCCAGUAGCAGUUACUUUUGGAUUUUUCGGUAGUGAGAGCAUCCUGGUAAUAGAUCCAACCCACCAUGAAGAAGCUGUUAUGACGGGAAGAAUGACAGCUACACUUAAUGCAAAUGGAGAUGUUUGUGCUAUUCAGAAACCUGGAGGGGAGGGGGUCCUGCAAAGUGCUAUCAUGCAAUGUUUGCGGAUCGCUUCCCGGACGGCUAGUGAUAUAACAAAGAAGAUAAAAGACACAGUUGAAGCAUACAACACAGAAAGAGCCUUACGUAAGAUCAAGCGUCACCCUACUUCCAUUGCUCUAGAUGGUAGUGCUAAUGUGAAAGUAGAACAAGAGGGAUUUGUUGGCAAUAAGGGUGCAAAUGAGUUGCCCAAAAAGCAUAUGGGAAGCUCAAGACUUGUAUCUGAGGAAAGUACCAGUCAAAGUAAUGAUUGUGAUGGUGGAACCAAAUCAUCUGGACUAGGUGGAAAUAGCAGGAGAAAUGAUGGCACUACAAAUUUUGUUGGGGAGCCUGCAAGUUGGGAUCCUUACUCAAAGGGUGUUGAUCCGGACUUCCUGAAAGCAUCUCUAGCUUCACGUGGAACAUUAACACCCAAGAAGAAGCAACAAGACUUGACAGGUGAGAAAAAGCCCAGUGAAGUGAGGCCAGAGGAACCACCUGAAGACAUUAAUACAGCUUCUUCAGCUAUUGAUGCUUCUGGAACUGGACUGCGAAAGGAUGGAGAGAAGACUUUGAAAGAUGCUGUGAAGCCAAAGCACAAGAGAAAAAAGAGGGCAUCCUCUGCUGCUGAUGCAAGUUAGAUGAAUUUUGGCUGAUAGAAUCAGUAGAAAUUUUUCUCCUUGCAUGUUAGCAUUGUUCAUUUGGAAUGGACAACUAUUACAUGAUCCCAUUUGCGGUUUCUUUGUGGAUGCUGUCUCGUAGUUUCUGGUGGACAAUUGAAGUCAAGAUUUCAUACAUAUUCAACUUUAGAUGAGAUGAAAGGAUCAAUUAUCAGUCAGAGUAUACAGAAAAGGAACCAGAAAGAGGCUUGACUCUUGGCAGUUGGCACCGAAGGCCUGUUGUACUGAUAUCUUAAUGACAGUGAGUUUUGUUGGCUGAAACAGAUCAAGCUGUGGCUGUUUUCAUAUUUGGUUGUAAGAACUGUUAAUCUUACUUUUUAUCAGGUCGUUUUGAUGUAGAAUCUGAGAAAGUUUUCCAUUUAAAUGAUAGCACGAAGCAUUUUUUUACCUGGAACAUGUGGUGUAUGGAACG
Pistacia vera is the source of this 2051-nucleotide messenger RNA. Its product is annotated as exosome complex component RRP45A-like. Gene Ontology annotation, cellular component: nuclear exosome (RNase complex); cytoplasmic exosome (RNase complex). Bases 209 to 1600 code for a protein of 463 amino acids. The transcript is spliced from 11 exons. The record is from RefSeq and is a predicted model, not a curated record. Gene Ontology annotation, biological process: U4 snRNA 3'-end processing; TRAMP-dependent tRNA surveillance pathway; U1 snRNA 3'-end processing. NCBI's taxonomy places the organism in Eukaryota, Viridiplantae, Streptophyta, Magnoliopsida, Sapindales, Anacardiaceae.